GGGGGCGGGACGCGGCCGGGACGCGGCACCGAGACGGCGGCCACGAUGGAAGGUUGAAAUUUUCUGGAAUUCUCUGUGAAACAUUGCAGCCGUGGGUGGGAUCAAGGAGGACACUUCAUGGCCCAGGAUCUAGAAAUGGAGCUCGUAUCGUUUGAAGACGUGGCUGUGGAAUUCUCUUGCCAGGAGUGGCUGUACUUGGGUGCGGCUCAGCGAGCCCUGUACAGGGAUGUGAUGCUGGAGAACUAUAGCAGCCUCGUGUGCUUGGGACAGUGUAUGACCAAACCAGAGCUGAUCUUCAAGUUGGAGCAGGGAUUAUCACCAUGGAGUGUAACAGAAGGGUCAGUUCAGAGGCUUCCAGCAGAAUUAAAAGAGGAACAGCAAAUCCACUGGAAUAAGCAUUAUGAACAUAACCACUGCCAGAAAUCCUUCUGUCAACAGUCACUCCUCACUCAGCCCCAGAGUAAUACAUGUGUGACUAUGGACUAUACCAGUAAGAAGAAACACCAGCUUUAUAAAUGUGGGGAACAUGUCCCCACGUCACAGCUCACUGUGUGUCAGAGAGCCCAAACAGAUAAUAAGCCUUAUGACUGUGGGAAAGAUUUUCCCAGCAAGUCACAACUAAGUCAGCAUCAGCAAACUCAUACAGUUAAAAACCAGUACGAAUGUAGUGAAUGUGGGAAAGCUUAUUCCAGAAAGUCUCGCCUGAAUCAACAUCAGAGAACCCACAGAGGUAAGAAGCCAUUUGAAUGUGCUGAAUGUGGUAAAACUUUGUCGAGAAAGUCAAGUCUCACUCAGCAUGAGAAAACUCAUACUGAGAAGCCAUAUGCAUGCAUUUAUUGUGGGAAUCUUUUUCGUGCCAAAAAACAGCUUGCUGCACAUCUGAGAACACAUACGGGUGAAAAACCUUACAGAUGUAAUGAAUGUGCAAAAGCUUUUCCCAGCUGGUCAUCACUCACUGUGCAUCAGAGAUCCCACACUGGAGACAAGCCGUAUGAAUGCGGUCAGUGUGGGAAAGCUUAUUCCACAAAGUCACAGCUCACUGUGCAUCACAGGAUCCAUACAGGUGAGAGGCCAUAUGGAUGUCAUGAUUGCGGGAAAGCUUUCAGAAGCAAGUCACAACUCACUGAGCACCAGAGAACUCAUAGGGCUUCAAAAUGCAGUGAGUGUGGGAAAGCUUUCGCCAACAAAUCACAACUCAGGCAGCAUCAGAGAACCCACAGAGGUUUGAAGCCAUAUGAAUGUCACGAAUGUGGGAAAGCUUUUGCUUAUAAGUCAUAUUUCACUAUCCACCAGAGGAUGCAUACAGGUAAAAAGCCAAAUGAGUGCAAUGAGUGUGGGAAAGCUUUUGCCAGCAAGUCAAAACUCACAGUGCAUCAGAGAACCCACACAGGCUUGAAGCUCUAUCAGUGCAAUGAAUGUGGGAAAGCUUUUACCAGCAAGUCACAACUCACAGUGCAUCAGAGGAUCCACACAGGCUUGAAGCUCUAUCAGUGCAAUGAAUGUGGGAAAGCUUUUACCACCAUGUCACCAUUCACUGUGCAUAAGAGAGUUCAUACAGGAGAGAAGCCAUAUAAGUGUGAUCAGUGUGGAAAAGCUUUUGCCACCAAAUCACAUCUCACUGUGCAUCAGAGAAUACAUUCAGGGGAGAGGCCGUAUAAAUGUAAUGAAUGUGGAAAAGCUUUUUCCAGCAAAUGUCACCUCAAUGUUCAUAAGAAAAUACAUACAGGUUUCAAGCCACAUAAAUGUGAAUGUGGGAAAGCUUUCUACAUCAAGUCCCACCUCACUGAGCACCAGAAAAUCCAUACAGGUGACAAGUGUCAUAAAUGUAGUCAAUGUGGGAAAGCUUUCUACUUCAAGUCCUCUCUUACUGAGCAUCAGAAGAUUCAUACGGGCGAGAAGCCAUGUGUGUGCAGUCAAUGUGGAAAAGCUUUUCUCAGAAAGACAUAUCUCACUAAGCAUCAGUUAAUUCAUGAAAAGCCACAUAAAUGCAAUCUGUGUGGAAAAGCUUUUGCUAGAAAGCCACGACUCGCUGUGCAUGAGAAAAUUCACACUGGUGAUAGGCCGUACAAAUGCAACGACUGUGGAAAAGCUUUUUCUAUAAAGACACGACUCACUAGGCAUCAGAAAAUGCAUACAGGUUAAAAGCCAUAUGAAUGCAACGAAUGUGGGCAAGUUUUUUUCAGAAAGGACGUUCUUAUUCAGCAUCAGGAAACUCAUAUAUUUAAAACCAGCUGGAAAUUAUUGGAUUGGUAAAUUGUCCCAACAGGUCACAACUUGCUUUUCAUCAUAGAUCCUGUAGCUGUGAGACCAUUCACAUAAGGAAUGUGGCAAAGCUUUCUUGAAACCCCCACUAGUCACUGUGCAUCAGAAUACCCAUCCAUGUUGAGUCAUGAGUAUAAUAAAGGUUGCUGGAAUUUACAGCUUACUGUGCA
Messenger RNA from Jaculus jaculus (lesser Egyptian jerboa), 2432 nucleotides. Its product is annotated as zinc finger protein 84-like. The record is from RefSeq and is a predicted model, not a curated record. The transcript has 5 exons. NCBI's taxonomy places the organism in Eukaryota, Metazoa, Chordata, Mammalia, Rodentia, Dipodidae. The coding region runs from base 118 to 2142 and encodes 674 amino acids. Gene Ontology annotation, biological process: regulation of DNA-templated transcription.